Triticum dicoccoides is the source of this 1334-nucleotide messenger RNA. RefSeq names its product germin-like protein 5-1. The coding region runs from base 51 to 704 and encodes 217 amino acids. The record is from RefSeq and is a predicted model, not a curated record. Gene Ontology annotation, molecular function: manganese ion binding. NCBI's taxonomy places the organism in Eukaryota, Viridiplantae, Streptophyta, Magnoliopsida, Poales, Poaceae. The transcript is spliced from 2 exons.
CUGCAGCCGUUGCUCCUUGCGCAUUUGCUGAUCGAGGAGACUCGAUCGCCAUGGCUGCUGCGACGUUGCUCUUGGUGCUCACGGUCGUCGCCCUCUGCUCCGGUCACGGCGAGGCUUUCGACCCUAACCCUCUCCAAGACUUCUGCGUCGCCGACACCACGUCCAAGGUGCGCGUGAACGGGGUGGCGUGCAAGGACCCGGCGGCGGCGGUGGCGGACGACUUCUUCUUCGCCGGCGCGGACAGGCCCGGCGGCGGCGCGGCGAGCAAGCGGUACGGGUUCUCGGCGCUGACGGUGCAGAUCCCGGGCCUGAACACGCUGGGCGAGUCGCACGCCCGCGUGGACGUGGCGCCGGGCGGCGUCUUCCCGCCGCACUACCACCCGAGGGCGGCGGAGACGGCGCUGGUGCUGGAGGGCUCCGUCUACUUCGGCUUCGUCUCCUCCUACCCGGACAACCGGCUCUUCGCCAAGGUGCUCCGCAAGGGCGACGUCUUCGCCGUGCCCCAGGGGCUCGUGCACUUACUCUACAACAACGGCACCGCGCCCGCCGCCAUCUACGCCUCCCUCAGCAGCCAGAACGCCGGGCUGGUGCUCCUCGGCGACGCGCUCUUCGCCGGGGCCAUCCCCGACGACCUCCUCGCCAAGUCGCUCCUGACGGACAGGCACACCGUCGGGAGCAUCCGGGCCAACUUCCGGCGGUCUUGAUGCAUGCAUGGCCCCGCGCGAUGUUCCAAUCUCCUCCUGUAUUGUCUGCGGGCACAAGAAUUUGCAACCGUUCCUUUGCAAUAAAUAAACAUCUGCGCUGGAUUUCGAAAUAAGAUAUCGGUAAUCGUAAUGGGCGAACGUUCGCUCUGUACCUCCCACACGUGUGUCUCCUUGUGAGCAUGCAUGUCCCUUCCUGUCACUGGUGUAGAAUCAAGACUGAAGAGAGACGGACGGGCUAUCCAUUCCUGGAGCUCUACACCUUCUCUCCCCGGCCGUCAAUGUGGCAGCUGCUUCCUCACCUCCCUGGCGGUCGCGGCGUGGACACAAACGUUGCACGGUGGGCAAGGCGAGGGACCUCGCCGGCGCCGGCCAGCAUCGCCGCAAGCUGGUGACCACGAGUCCACGACCUGCAUGCAUCAGCUAGGGAUCGAUUCUCUCCGUGAUGGAUGAUCACGAUGGGAGGAAUCCAAUGGAGUGCUCUCUCAGGGCUAAGCCUGCUAGUAGAUGUUACUUCUUCCGUUCCGAUUUACUCGUCGUAGUUUAGUUCAAAUUGAACUAAAACCACGAUGAGUAAAUCGGAACGGAGGGAAUACCUUGUUGCAUGGUUGGACUCUUGGGAUGUUAGCUUGA